CGGCGGAGGGGAGGGGGGAGGAGACGGAAGGGCAGAGGUACCCCGGCGCGCAUGCGCCGAUCUCCAUGGCGAGGAAAGGGGGUGAAAGAGACCGAGGGGAGCCCAGGGUUUGGACGAAACAGCUCUGAAGAAGCAGGAAAAAGGCAGGCUCUGAGCUUCUGAUGCAUAACAGAGCAAAGAAAUGAAGGGACAGCAGAAAGUGGCGGAGACAGAAGAGGGCACCGUGCAAAUCCAGGAAGGUGCAGUGGCGACAGGCGAAGAUCCCACCAGCGUCGCCAUUGCUAGCAUCCAGUCGGCCGCCACCUUCCCCGACCCCAACAUCAAAUACGUCUUCCGGACAGAGAAUGGGGGAGCUCAGCUGAUGUACCGGGUGAUCCAGGUGGCGGAGGGCCAGCUGGACGGCCAGACGGAGGGCGCCGGGGCCAUCAGCGGCUAUCCUGCGACACAGUCCAUGACGCAGGCUGUCAUCCAGGGCGCGUUCACCAGCGAAGAUGCCGUCGAGACGGAAGCCACCGCCACCGAGACCCACUACACGUACUACCCUGCUACCGCGGUGGCCGACACCAGCACGUCUGCUGGGGCAGGGACCACCGCCACAGCCGUGGUGACGACCCAGAACUCCGACGCCCUCUUGGGGCAGGCCACGCCCACUGGCACAGGGCAAUUCUUUGUCAUGAUGUCGCCGCAGGAGGUUCUGCAAAGUGGGACGCAGCGCUCCAUUGCGCCCAGGACUCACCCCUACUCCCCGAAGUCUGAGGCGCCACGAACGACUCGGGACGAGAAGCGCCGGGCGCAGCACAACGAAGUGGAGCGUCGGCGGAGGGACAAGAUCAACAAUUGGAUCGUGCAACUCUCCAAGAUCAUUCCGGACUGUUCGAUGGAGAACACCAAGUCUGGGCAGAGUAAAGGAGGGAUCCUGUCCAAAGCUUGCGACUACAUCCAAGAGCUGAGGCAGAGCAACAUCCGUCUCUCCGACGAGCUGCAAGGCCUCGAUCAGCUGCAGAUCGACAACGAGGUCUUGCGGCAGCAGGCCGAAGACCUGAAGAACAAGAACCUGAUCCUGCGAGCGCAGCUGCGCCAGCACGGGGUGGAGGUCAUCAUCAAGGACACCCACUGACCGCCCGCAGCUCGGGAGGGCCCCGCUCCGGCCGUCGGCCCGGCAGAAGUCGGGGGUCCCCUGCCCCACCGGUGCGUCCACGGCAGGCUCC
This is a messenger RNA of Elgaria multicarinata webbii, 1208 nucleotides long. RefSeq names its product upstream transcription factor 1 (gene USF1). Lineage: Eukaryota; Metazoa; Chordata; Lepidosauria; Squamata; Anguidae. Gene Ontology annotation, biological process: regulation of transcription by RNA polymerase II. The transcript is spliced from 11 exons. Gene Ontology annotation, molecular function: protein dimerization activity; DNA-binding transcription factor activity, RNA polymerase II-specific; RNA polymerase II cis-regulatory region sequence-specific DNA binding. The record is from RefSeq and is a predicted model, not a curated record. The coding region runs from base 182 to 1117 and encodes 311 amino acids.